GCUCCGUGGGGCGGCGACAGUGUGUUAAAAGGCAAAAGAGAGCGCGCGUAAGAGAAACCCUCAGUUUACCCGAUGUUAGGUAGGGGAGGCGGGUCGCCCUCUGCCGCUCCGUCUCCUCACCUGUAUGGAUGACCACUACAAUCUCAUUGAUUCCCCCUCAGCCAGCAACAGAGGGACCAACGCCGACAACCACGGGUACGCGGAGACGGAGAAGGACAUCAUGACAGUUGUCGCGUGCGAUAAUAUGCUGGAGGAAACCGCGGCGCUCCCCAGUCACCUGUCGCUGGAUCGAUACGAGCCGGACCACGAGUGCUGCGAGCGAGUGGUCAUCAACAUCUCGGGGCUGCGCUUCGAGACCCAGCUGAAAACUUUCAACCAGUUCCCGGACACAUUGCUCGGGGACCCGAAGAAAAGGAUGCGCUACUUUGACCCGCUCAGAAACGAGUAUUUCUUUGACAGAAACCGACCGAGCUUCGAUGCCAUCCUGUACUACUAUCAGUCCGGGGGGCGCAUUCGGAGACCCGUGAACGUCCCCAUUGACAUCUUCUCGGAGGAAAUUCGCUUUUAUCAACUUGGCGAGGAAGCCAUGGAGAAAUUUCGCGAGGAUGAGGGCUUUAUCAAAGAAGAAGAGCGACCGUUGCCAAACCACGAAUUUCAGAGACAGGUUUGGCUUCUGUUUGAGUACCCAGAGAGCUCUGGUCCUGCCAGGGGCAUUGCUAUUGUGUCUGUUUUGGUCAUUUUGAUUUCUAUUGUUAUUUUCUGUUUGGAAACCCUGCCUGAGUUUAGGGACGACAAGGACCCAGCUACUGUCUCUCCAAUUGUAAAUGGCACUGGCCCUUUUGCAUCCAGCCCUUUCACAGACCCUUUCUUUGUGAUCGAGACCCUUUGCAUCAUCUGGUUCUCUUUUGAACUGCUCGUGCGUUUCUUCGCGUGCCCCAGCAAGGCUACUUUUUCCAAAAACAUCAUGAAUAUCAUUGAUAUCGUGGCUAUUAUUCCUUACUUCAUCACUCUGGGGACGGAGCUGGCCGAGAGGCAAGGCAAUGGCCAGCAAGCCAUGUCACUUGCCAUCCUCCGUGUGAUCCGUCUGGUGAGGGUCUUUCGUAUCUUCAAGCUCUCGCGCCACUCCAAAGGCCUCCAGAUUCUCGGCCAGACUUUAAAAGCCAGCAUGCGGGAGCUGGGACUCCUCAUCUUCUUCCUCUUCAUCGGGGUCAUCUUGUUUUCCAGUGCAGUCUACUUCGCAGAGGCUGACGACCCUAGCUCGAGUUUCAGCAGCAUCCCUGAUGCUUUUUGGUGGGCUGUGGUUACCAUGACUACAGUGGGCUAUGGAGACAUGCAUCCAGUAACCAUCGGAGGCAAAAUUGUAGGUUCUUUGUGCGCCAUCGCUGGCGUAUUGACCAUUGCGCUGCCCGUACCUGUCAUUGUGUCCAAUUUCAAUUACUUUUAUCACCGGGAGACUGACGGGGAAGAGCACGCACAAUACCUCCACGUUGGCAGCUGUCAGCAUCUCAACUCCACAGAAGAUCUGAAACAGACACAGAGCACAUCCUCCCUCAGUAAAUCGGAAUAUAUGGUCAUAGAGGAAGGAAUAAAUAGUGCUUUCAAACAGCCAAACUACUCCAACCAGAACAAUCAAAACUGCGUGAAUAUUAAAAAGAUUUUCACAGACGUGUAAAUCAUGUACAGUGUCAGACAGUCUUACAGUAAUCACCAUGAUGGCAACCAUGCAAAUGUAAUGUGCUGCGUUAUUAGGGUACAACGGGGUUAAAAGCCCCCAUUUGUGGAAUUUUUUUUUUAGCACCCAAAGUAUACAGCAGUUGAAAAAAAUAAAAUAUUUUUACUGAAUAUAGAUGGAGAUAUAAAACUUGUAUAAGGUAAAUGCAACAAUUAAUUUGUUUUUAUUAAACAAAUAAAUAAAUACAAAGGCAGCUAGAGGGGAAAAAUCUGUCACCAUAAGCAAAUACUUUUGAUAUAGCAACUACUUCAGCAAAUCACUAUUUUGAUAUUUUUGCUAUUGCUAUUUUCAGUUUAUUUACUCACAUAAUGGCAUUUCAUGGAGUUGCAAUGUAAGUAAUGUCAGAUUUCACAUUGUAACUAGAACAGUUAAUAUCUAUCCAAAAAAAUUAUUUCCUCCCAGUUACAGAAUACAGUUAGUUGCUCUACCAACAUAACUACAUUUUUGGCUAUUCAACAGGUACUGAAAUCUAAAUCUCUUUUAGCAAAAAUCACAAAUCUGUAAGUCAGUAAAUAAAUAAAAUAGCUGUAAUGAUUUUUAUUAGCUACAUAAAUCUGAAAAACAAAAUCAGACUUUUGACAUUGCACACCGCAUGAAUCAAUACACUUCAGCAGUGCAUAGAGAUAAACAGGUGUUAAGAAAGUACUGGGGUAGUUUUUGUUGCUAUUUAGUGUUUUGGGAGUAUGUAAAUCACAAGGGCCUUUUACCCUGGGGGAUUUUAGAUCCGUUGUACCCUACAUGUUAUGGAAAAGGCAGCAUAUUAAACUAAAAGUAACGCAGGGCGCUAUUUUGGUAGAAAGGUGCCAAACUCCAAUUCACGUGUUGCAUUUGUCCAGAGCAUAAAGGAUAAGGUUCAAGUCAGGGACUAAAAAGAAGAAGCACUCACACUGCAAAUAUUGUGCUCGUAAGUCUGCGUUUGGUAUCAGUGUUAACAUAUAAUCAUCAUAAUACGUGAGUAUUUGCAAUAUCUUACAUUUUGUGGCAAAGUAAAACAACCGAAUAUGUGUUGCUGUUAAUGUGAACAAACUGAAGAUAAUGCUGUGUUGAUCAUAUGUACUUUGUGGAAUAUAUGGGUGAAUCUUCAAUUAGGGGAACUUUCAUGUCACCUAGGGUGAUUUUAAAGAAAAAGAAAAAAAAUGUAAAGAAUAGAUUAAUGCGUCUCUUUAAUUGCUUUUUCCUAAUUUUGAGUGCUGAAAUGUGAUAUUUGCCGGGAAAUUUUACAAGGAACUUAAAAACAAACCAAAAAAGUAUAUAUUUUUUAAUUAAAUUGGUAUUUAUGUGUACAAUUUGCCAAUAUUUUCUAACAAAGAAUUACAGUUUUUAAUAAAUUAACUAAUUUUCAGUUGUUGUUUUUUUUUUUUUUCCACAAAGAAAAUAUUUAAUGGUUAUGAAGUUAUACGUAAUAGAAUAUCAUAAAUAAGAAAUAAGAAGAAAUCAUGACCUUGGAGUAGAUUUCUAUUAGGUGUUAUCACCAAACAUUACUGUUUGUCAAUUUUGAUUCUGAAACAAUCAGUUUCUUGUAUAUUUAUUAAUUAUGUUAAUUAGCUAAUAACUAACUUAAAACCUUUUUUAUGUCAAGGUUAUUAAAUUCAUGUGGUCUGUAUUCCAUGAUAAUUAAUAAAGAUUAAGAUAGAUUAAACAGUUUUCAACAAGUGCCCCGGUUGAAGAAUCACCAAUACAUCUCAGUGCAGACUUCAUUUAAAUGCAAUGAAUGUGAAAAAAAAACAAGCCAAAAAACACAAAAACAGUACGUUUUGUUAGUAAUGUAAUCAAAGCUGUGUCUGUUGAAUCUGACUUGCCUGUAGCAAAUGAAAUUGGUUAAUACUAAACAUACAUCUUUAUAUUGUGUGAUCAAGUUACUCGGUGUGCAAAAAUGUAGUCAUCUCCAGAUUAUGUAAAACUCAAAUCACGUCAAGCCUAAAAAUAGAGCGUUCAGAUUUCCCUCAAAGUGAGACGUCACAUCGGUUCUGAAUACUGAGAGAGAGAAAAAGAGGAAGCAUCUGAAAAAGUGGCUUGGAUCCAGGGGAAAAAGUAUGUUGGAAUCGAUGUCUCCAUGGGAUGAGAGACUACGAGAUGAGAAGCUGAAGACUGAGAGAUCACGCCUUGAAUCCGCCUUUGAUGCAGUCUCCAUGGCGACUACAGUUUCCUGGGAAGCAACAUGGACAUCUGUUCACUUGAAUUCUGGAGUUUGCUGAUGUCAGAUAUAAGGCUAUUUUGACAAACUGAAAUACACCUGUGACAUACUCCAAAACAAUGAAGACAAUGGAAUUCAGAAGGCUCCAGGGGAGAUCCACACAAUGCCUAGGACUGACGACCAAUAGAAACGGAGGCCGUUAACCUUUCUGCUAACAAAACAGAACUGAAUCACCUUCAAACAACACAGAAGAUGCCUGCAUAUCUCUACUGCCACUUCUCAUUUACGUCUGGCGGAAUCACAGUGAACCGCAACACUCUAGAAGUGGACUUUUUUGGGGAAAUUCUACAGGUUCACAUUUAAUACGAAGAAAGCAAUACGAAGAGAACUGAACUGUUGAACUGUUGGACAUGAGCUGAUCGUCUAUGACACAACUGCCCUCAAUCAAGCUGUUUUCUGGUGUCCAUCAUGCAUUUACAGUUUAGCUGUUGUUGUGCCAGAUGUGAGAACUAUGUGGAAACUAAAUCUUUCUUGCUCUUUGACCAUGUAAAUUGUCAAACAGAUAUUUUUUUCUUAUAAUCAUAUGAUGAAAUUAAAAGUCUGAAGCAUUCCAUAUACUCUCCCAAAGGUAUUUAAGCUCUUCAGACACACUUAAAAAUCUGUGAAUGUCACUGCACAAAAUAUUAAACCAUGCACACUUUUCAAGCAAAA
Messenger RNA from Carassius gibelio (silver crucian carp), 4577 nucleotides. RefSeq names its product potassium voltage-gated channel subfamily A member 3-like. NCBI's taxonomy places the organism in Eukaryota, Metazoa, Chordata, Actinopteri, Cypriniformes, Cyprinidae. The coding region runs from base 125 to 1672 and encodes 515 amino acids. Gene Ontology annotation, cellular component: voltage-gated potassium channel complex; membrane. The record is from RefSeq and is a predicted model, not a curated record. The transcript has 3 exons. Gene Ontology annotation, biological process: protein homooligomerization; potassium ion transmembrane transport. Gene Ontology annotation, molecular function: delayed rectifier potassium channel activity; protein binding.